Glycine soja is the source of this 1821-nucleotide messenger RNA. Its product is annotated as 3-hydroxyisobutyryl-CoA hydrolase-like protein 1, mitochondrial. The transcript has 15 exons. Bases 60 to 1367 code for a protein of 435 amino acids. Lineage: Eukaryota; Viridiplantae; Streptophyta; Magnoliopsida; Fabales; Fabaceae. The record is from RefSeq and is a predicted model, not a curated record. Gene Ontology annotation, biological process: L-valine catabolic process. Gene Ontology annotation, molecular function: 3-hydroxyisobutyryl-CoA hydrolase activity.
AGAAUAGAAGAGAGAAGUGAGACGCUGAGAGUGUGAAGUGCAGAGGGAAAAGCAAAGGGAUGAUGAUGCAGAGCAAAAGGGCAGGGUGGUGGUUGCUCAGAAAGGCAAAGGCAAAGCUGAGUCUUAACACUGACCGAAACCUCUCUUCUUCUCAACACCUCAUUCUCGACAACCCCAAUCUCAAUCAGGUUUUGGUCGAAGGAAAUGGUUUCUCCAGAAUGGCCAUUCUCAAUAGACCCUCUGCUCUCAAUGCUCUCAACACCAAUAUGGCGGCUACACUGCAUAAACUUUAUAGGAGCUGGGAAGAGGACCCUGAUAUUGGUUUUGUGAUGCUCAAGGGCAGUGGCCGAGCAUUUGCAGCUGGUGGAGAUAUUGUUGCGCUUUACCAUUUGAUAAACAAAGGGAACUUGGAAGCCUGUAAAGAAUUUUUUAGAACGGCAUAUAGUUUUAUGUACCUGAUAGGUACAUAUUUGAAGCCACAUGUUGCUCUUCUGAAUGGCAUUACCAUGGGUGGUGGGGCUGGAAUUUCAAUCCCUGGGACAUUUCGAGUUGCAACAGACAAAACUAUUUUUGCUACCCCUGAAGUUCUUAUUGGAUUCCACCCUGAUGCUGCAGCAUCUUUUUACCUUUCACAUUUACCUGGUCAAUUAGGAGAAUACUUGGCUCUGACUGGGGAAAAGCUCAACGGAGUAGAGAUGGUUGCUUGUGGGCUUGCUACACACUAUUCAUCAAGUGCAAGGCUUCCUUUAAUCGAAGAACAACUGGGGAAAUUGGUUACUGAUGACCCGUCUGUCAUUGAAACUACUUUAGAACAGUAUGGUGAGAUUGUACAUCUAGACAGCAGUAGCGUACUACAAAGGAUUGAAGUUCUAGAUAAAUGCUUUUGCCAUGACACAGUUGAAGAGAUUGUUGAUGCGAUGGGGGAAGCAAAUUUCUUCUUCUCUUCCCAAGGCUCCACCCUUCCUUUUUCUGGUUCCUUUCCCAGAUUUGUUUCGAAAGGAGAGGAAAAUGCGGCAAGUGAAACAAAUGAUGCAUGGUGCAUUUCUACCCUAAAUAAACUCAAAGAAGCUUCUCCAUUGAGCUUGAAGGUUGCUUUGAGAUCUAUACGGGAAGGUAGAUUUCAGACACUUGAUCAAUGCUUGUUGCGUGAGUACCGUAUGACUUUACAAGCAAUUCAUAGGCAGAUAUCUGGGGACUUUUGUGAGGGAGUGAGGGCACGCGUGGUGGACAAGGACUUUGCACCAAAGUGGGAUCCUCCAACCUUGGAAAAGGUGUCUCAAGAUAUGGUGGAUCACUACUUCUUACCUCUGAGUGAAUCUGAACCUGAUCUAGAGCUGCCCACAAACAAUCGUGAAGCAUUUUUGUAGAUUCCCUUGGACAACUAGUGUGUUUGUUAAACUGUUCAAUUUCCGCCAAACGUGAAUCCAUCAAAUUUCUACGGUCACGGUUAAUUUCUCGAAACGUGUGUAACAGUUGUUGAAACGGUUAAACUAAGACACACACACACUAAAUAUACACCUUUAGUAUUUUGUCAGGGCAAUGGUCAAGCUUGUACCCAUUCCUAAAUCUCGAAUUCGGUGCCUCUCCAGUAACUAGAAGCACCUGGUGGACCCCACAAGAGUGUUGUGUCUUUCUUUUUCCUAUUGGUGGCUUCUAGUAAAUGAAGAAGAUCUUAAUUCCUAACUCUCAUAGUAGCUUCUAGUGGUUUUUUUUUUUUUUAUAGGUAGGAAUCAAAGAUAGUAUUUAAGGAUUUAUAACAAUCAUAUAUCCUGUUCAAUUGACUAAAUUAGAUUUUUUGGUGCUUCCGGUGGUUUCCAACAA